UCACACUGGCUGCAGUCGGGCACUCCGGCCCGAAACGAUACGACGUGUGCUUGUGAAAAAAAUAAAAAAAGUUGCCGCGCUUUUUUGACAGUGACAGUUAUUUUGGUGGCUUUCUUUGGAAAUGUGACAGUUUGUGUAUUUUAUUUUUGCAACGAAUUUGAGUUGCCUUGAGCUGUUGGAAAACUAGAGAAUUGAAUAUUCAAAUCACAAUGGGUCAUAAGCAGUACAUGGCAGUGGGUCAGACCGCUCGUAAUCGAUUCUUCGGUCUCAGUCCCAAGCCUGUACCACUAAGCAUGCUGAUAUCUCAACAGGGCAAAUUAAAUCAUGGGCGUCUCGCUGUUAUAACUUUCAGCAUAGCAACAGUGGUUCUUGGCGUGAUACUGUCGUUCGUACCCUGGCUCGACUAUAUCAUAUUUAAGGAAUUGAAAUUAUGGAAUGGGUCGUUGAGUUACAGCUAUUGGCAAAGACCUGGUGUCAUCAGGCUGACCAAGGUCUACAUCUUCAAUGUCACCAACCCUCAAGGGUUCCUGGAGAAUGGGGAGAAACCAAAGCUCACUGAAAUAGGCCCUUUUGUGUACAGGGAGGACAUGGAGAAAGUUAAUAUAAAAUUCCACGACAACGACACUGUCACCUACCAGCACAACAAGAUACUACGCUUCGUGCCUGAACUGUCGGUGGACAAAAAUCUGAAGCUGGUCGUGCCAAACAUACCUCUCCUGACAGUAACCUCGUUCUCUCCGAAUCUCGCUGGCUGGCUUUUCAAUCUCCUAGCCACCGGCCUCUCGAUAACUUACAGAGAGCGAGCCAAACCUUUCGUCCACGUGACUGCUGAACAACUGGUCUUUGGUUACGACGAUCCGUUAGUCACUCUCGCUCAUUACUUCUACCCAAAAGGAAAGAGACCUAACACACAAAUGGGGCUCCUGCUUGCUAGGAACGGUACUCUAGAGGAGGUGUCCACGAUACAUACCGGAGAGGACAUGGAAAGUUUUGGAUAUUUAGAUCGCAUCAAUGGUAUGGACCAUCUGCCCCAUUGGAGCGAUAAACCCUGUAAUGACAUAAGAGCCUCCGAGGGUUCCUUCUUCCCGCCGCGUCUGUCUACCAAAGCGGACACUGUCUAUGUUUACGACAAAGAUUUGUGCAGAAUACUUCCGUUCACCUACAGGAAGGAUGUAUACAUAAAUGGUAUACAAACUGGUCUCUACACUCCACCAAACUCGACCUUCGAGAGCGCAGACGUGAAUCCUGACAACAAAUGUUUCUGCCAAGGAGAGAAAUGUCCUCCGCGUGGUCUACAAAAUAUCAGCCCCUGUCAAUACAACGCUCCCGUUUAUUUGUCCUACCCUCACUUCUACGAUGCUGAACCGUCGUUGCUGGAACGCUUCGAAGGACUUAAGCCAGAGCAAAACAAACACGAGAGCUACUUCUACAUACAGCCGAAAAUCGGCGUGCCUCUGGAAGGUCAAGUUCGUGUCCAACUCAACCUGAAGGUGGAUCGCGCUCCCAACAUCAUGGUCAACGACAUUCACAAAUUCCCAGACAUUAUAUUUCCCAUUAUGUGGGUCCAAGAGGGUAUUGAAGGCGUCAGCACGCCGAUUUGGCGAUGGAUAUUCCUCGCCACAACCUUCGGCCCGAUCGCUGCACCCAUCAUAUCCUACUCUCUGAUAGUCUUCGGUCUUGCCAUUCUCAUACACGCCUUCAUAAAGGCAUACAAAAACAUCGUCAUAGGCCAAAAUUCCUUAGAAAUAGUUGAAAUAGGAAGAGAAACUAUUAGAAGGAGUUCUACACUCCUAAUGAACAGCUCCCAAAAACUUUUGGCACACAAAGAAACGUCGUACAGACCUCUGAGCCAGUCCACUCCCUCGUCCGCCCACGGCAGUCAGGAGGGGAGGCUGCAGGAGCUCAAUUAUAUCGAUAAAACGGACAAUAUAAGUCAGAGUAUCGAUGAAUUGAAAUCGAUACUCAAUAGGGAUUUCGUGAAAACAAAUUUCUGUGAAACAGAAAAAGAAUCGCUGAUACAUUCGGAUAACGCUUUCAUAGUAUCCGAACAUCGUCGAUGUAGAGUUUUUAAAGUGCCUGAUAGUUAUUAUUGAUAAUGAAAAUAGUUCAUAAAUAAUUUUACCAGCUGUAACAUCAAACAUCAAACAUGAGGAACAUGGAGAUGAUUUUAAUACAAUAGAUGAUUUAAUUCCAAAUUUUACUUAUAUUUAUACUAUCUUUAAAAUAACGAACUACACGUGUGAUUAAAAACAUAUUUAAUCUGUAUUUGCUCAAUGAAUGUUGCCAAUAUAAAUAUUAUGAAAAUAAAUUCGUCAAACAGUUUACGGUAUCGUAUAAAAUAUAUAAUAAUUUGUACAAAUGUGAUCUACGCGAUUGUAAAUAUAUUACAUACCGACUGCAAUAUAUAUAACAAAUGCAUAAUAAAACGGACCAAUCACGCUAGUCGACAUACAUAGUGUAUCGUUAAAAAAGUACAUCGAAUUUGAUCUAAAUAAAUAAUAUUAUUGCCAAGCUAGAUCUGAAUAUCCUAAGGAAAAUGUUACCAUAUUGUAAAAGUGUAUUGAUUAAGUUUCUUUAUCUAUAUAUUCCGAUAUAUUUUACGUUAUCUUGUAAUCAUUUUUCCUCAAUUCGUCAUGAUUAAUACCGAUGUAUUUUUGGGUAUUUUUACGCUUAUAUUUAGACAUACGGGGAUGAUUAUGGGAGGUUACGAGAUUUAUAUAAAUGUAUGAAAUACAUUAUUUUUUUAUAUAUAUAUUAGAUGCGGAUAUCUAUGAGGUGUUUAUAGUCAAUUACUUUGGCGAUAAUUGUGAAGUAUUCCUUUUUGAAAUUUUGCUCAAUUUUUGGGGGAAAUCUUUAGAAUAAUAUGUAGGGCUGGGCAUCGACACCAUCUACAACUAACAGUCCAGAUAACUUCACCAGGAUUAUUAUCUAGGUCAAGUAUAUCAACUUUUUAGGAUACAAAAAUUAGCUAACAUAUCUCAACCAUUAAUAUUUCCAUGAUGUUACUUCAACGCUUUAUAAAACGAUACAAAAAUCUAUAAAAUAUAUUUUUUAAUAUUUCAGUCCUGCAGCUAUAAUAAAUUUUAAAUUUAUCUUAACCGUGAUAUAAAAUUAAAACCUUCUCCAAUCAAAUACGAUUUCUGAACGAUUGAUGUGUGAGUACUGUCAGAAUUUUAGCGCCAAAAAGCUAUUCGAAAUAUAGUUUACUAUAUGUCACUCAAUGAGAUGGUGUCGAUGUGUUUAUAAUGUUUGUGAAUAAUAUAUAUCUAUUUAUUGUUCCAGUUAUUGAAAUCUUUUAUAUAAUUGUCAUAUAUAAUUCACAAACGGCAUAAUAUUGUUUAAUCAAAGCUCAUAUUAAGCUUUAAAAAAGAAGACUUCGUUCUAAUACCUUAGUUAAUGUAAGUACAUUCCAAUUUAUACGUCAUGAAAGGGUAGUAAGGAUUAUUUUAUGGUUAAAUGUAAAUAAUUAAUGUUUUAAGGCAAUUUUGUAUUCAAUUCCUUGUUUAUAAUAAAAAAUAAAUAAAAUCA
This is a messenger RNA of Danaus plexippus (monarch butterfly), 3528 nucleotides long. RefSeq names its product scavenger receptor class B member 1 (gene dsb). Lineage: Eukaryota; Metazoa; Arthropoda; Insecta; Lepidoptera; Nymphalidae. Gene Ontology annotation, molecular function: scavenger receptor activity. Gene Ontology annotation, cellular component: membrane; cytoplasm. The record is from RefSeq and is a predicted model, not a curated record. The coding region runs from base 210 to 2093 and encodes 627 amino acids. The transcript has 14 exons.